AUGUACAACGAUAGCAAACGCUUCCAAAGUCGCAACCAUGGUUCAUUGCGCGAUGAACCAAAUGCCGUCGGCAUGUUGCCGGACAUGGCGACCGCACGGAGCGAGAUGGAGAAAUGUUUUCCCUACUCCAUCCUGACGAAGAAGCACCAAUUGCUGCAGGCUGUCGGUGGAGCUAGUGGCACCGCCGCCAGCAGUUGCAUCGGUAUUGCGGGUGUAAAACCGUCACCACCUCCUCCGCCUCCUCUUUCUGCUGCUUCUGCUAUCCCGCCGAGCUAUCUCAGUGCUGCACUGCUACCGGUGGUGGCAACGGCCGGAUUGCGGGAGGGUACAACAGCACCCACCGUGCCGGUGGGAGUGAUCAAUCCCGUUGCGAUGAGUGCUGCCACGAACUCCACCACCGGCAGCACGUUCGAACCGAUUGCGGAUGUGAAUGGAUUUUACGGCAAUGCGAUGGUGACCGAUGUGGGCAUUUGCUUCAGCAUGAGUAAUGUGAACCUGAACGGACACGCGCCACCAAUUCCGCUCGCUCCAUGCCCGGAUGCAGCGCGUCUCAAGCCAGCCCAUUUCGGGCCGAACAUGCCCAAACGUUCCGCACUCGAGCGACGCAAAUCGUACGAAGAUCCUGGGCCGGAAACUGCGCUGCUGAAUGCACGUCGGCGUGCGGCAGCGUUCGUACCGGUGGCGGUCAAUGGUGCUCGGUUUAGCUCGAGACACAUUCUGGGAGGGACGGUUCAACCGACACCCAGCGCUGUGUCACCGCUUCAUCAUCAGCAUCGCCCACAGCAACCACCGUUCUUUCCUGCUUCGACGGUGUAUCCUUUGGCGCAUCAUCCGGCAGCCAUCGUGCUGCCGAACCAGCCACAGUUGCCAAACAUUCACCAGCAAGUGCAACCGACACUGCCACGACAGCGAUCGCUCGGGUUGGUCGGUAAAAGUGCGUACGGUAUCGUUCGUUCGACUAGUUCGGAUCGGGUGCGCGGCACGGGAUCGCCGUCGAUCAAUCCGGCGGGUAGUGGUGGUACGUCUACGAUAGGCGCGUUCGGCAGUCUUGGUAUGGCACGAUCAUCUCCGCCAUACUUCAAGCAACCACCCGGUGGAGCGAAACCGUCGUCCGUUGGCUACUACCAGCCACCAGCAACGGCUCCGACUGCAGCCAGCUCGCCACCUUACGGCAGUUCCAUCGGGAACUCCGCAAUAUCAGCACCUGCCCAUGUGACAGCAGGUGGAUAUCAUCAUCGGGCGAACGUUCUGACUUGUUUGCCCUUGGCGAAUGGAAUACCUCUUGCCGACGGACCUCCAGCAGCGGCUGGUUACGAAUACUAUCGGUAUGCGAUCGAGACGGCGGAAAAUGUUGCCAGGCUGCAAUCUUCUCCACCGACAGUAUUUCCCGGCGGCUCCACAAUUCCAGCACCGCUUGAUGAUAAUCCCCAGGGCAACAUCACCGGCCCACCAAUCGAUUACAAUGGUUUGCAUCAACUGUUUCUGAAGUGUUGCUACAACGAAAUGAAACUGUUACCACCGGCGGCGGGUUCCGUUCCAAAUCCGACCACCGCCAUGUCGAGUAACGCAUCAGCGCCAACAUCGACCGGCACGAGUGUAUCAGGCGAUUCACCAGCGAAUGCUUACGAGUUCGACUGCUCCGAACCGAACAAAGCCAGACACUACCCGCUAACGAGCCAAUCCUGCCCAAGUUCGCCGGAUGGGUCCCACUGCCAUGCUGUGUCUCCUGCACUGCCACCGACUACGGUACCGUCCGCCUGCUCCACGCCAAACGAUGGUGGCAGCCCGUCGGCGAAACAGGACCGAGUGGAAGCUAGCGAUGAGGAUGUACACCCGAUGGAGGUUUGCAGCGACGAGGACGAGGCAAUGCAAAACGAUGCGGCCGGUCGGGUGGAUGAUGAUGAUGAACCGAAGGAUUUUAGUAUGAAAACGGUUGGAGUCCCGGAAGUGACGGUCGGCGGCAAUGGUGGAUGGCCGACGGGUGCGAGGGAUGGCAUUGAUAAGACGGCGUCGAAGCAGCCGACGGGCGAUGGUGGCAAACAAACGUCGAAAGCGCUUGAAGAUUGUAACAGAAAGGAGCUGAAGGCAGCACCGAAGAAGAAGUGGAUAAGGCAUUACAUGAAUGACGAGCCACUUGCUAAUGGUCAUUCCACGGCACCACCGUUGGUCGUGAUCGCGACCAACGGUACACAGCACCAUUCGAAGCAUCUGACCGUCAACCAUGUGGCGGUACCGAUCACGUCCAACAGCUCCCCGGUGACGAUUGACCUCUCCACCAAGGGCCUAAACCAUCAGCAAAACGCGCACUAUCAGCAACAGCAACACAACACCACCUCGGUGCAUCCGGUGCUCGGUCUCUCGACGACACCGCCAGCCUCGUCCACGCUGUCAUCGCUAUCCUCCUCUUCGUCCUCAUCCUCAUCGUCGUCGUCAUCGUCCUCCUCUUCCUCGUCGUCGUCAUCAUCGUCGUCGUCUUCGUCGUCGACGCUAACCGUAUCGCCGAUCGACGACUCGCAGUCGUCGCUAAACCUCAGCAACGGUUCCAGCACUGGUGGAUACAUUGCCAACCAUAGUGGCAAUGGUAGCGGCACAGCCACCGCAGGCAUCGGCAGCUCGUCACCGUUGCCACCGGGGUUGACCAGUGUGUUGCCGAUCAACAUCAACAGUGUGUUGCAGGCAACUGCUGUUGCUGCAGCUGCGGGAAGUACACUGAACGGAACGAGCCCCGUCCUCGGGGUGCCACAUCAUCCGACAGUGCAGCAUUUGCCGCUGGAACUGCAACAGCAGGUAGCAGCCGGGCUGUCGGUUUCGGCAAUCAAUUCGCAGGGUGCGACCGGUGCAGCUGCACUGUAUGCCAACAUCCCGACAGGAACGCGGCGAAGGACGACCAGCUCUAACAGCAAUGGUGUCGGUACGCGUGAGGUACACAAUAAGCUUGAAAAAAAUCGUCGAGCUCAUCUGAAGGAGUGCUUUGAGCAGCUGAAGAAGCAGCUAAGUCUGCAACCCGACGAGAAAAAGAUCUCCAAUCUGUCCAUACUGCACGCAGCCAUACGGCACAUACAGUUGCAAAAGCGCAAGGAGCGUGAGUACGAGCACGAAAUGGAGCGGUUAGCGAAGGAGAAAAUUGCGAACCAAAAUCGAAUUCUGGUGCUGAAGCGCGAAAUCACACAAAUGGGCGAUAUCGAUGUAUCCCGGCUGGCACCGGACACCGAUAUUACGCCAAACCCUACCAACGCCACUGGCAGUCUCAAUCUUGUCCAGUCCAGCAGCGUGCAAUCGGAGCGAGAUCAACAAUCAGAUAUAAUAGCCGUUGGAUCUACCAUACCGGGUCGUAACGGAAUUCGAUACAGUUCCAGUAGCUCGCUGUCCAGUAUAGCUACGAAUGCCUCCAUCAGUAACCUGCCGCUUCAAACGACAAUCUCUCCGGUGCUAUCUGUGUCAUCGCCAACACGUGCCAGUCCAGCACUUGCCCGAAGUUCGACGUCUCCUUUGUCGUCACUUUCGUCGUCCUCGCCGUCCUCGUCGGUAUCCUCCAGCUUAUCCGUUUCGUCUGCAGCAACGAACCUGUUGGUUCCACUCUCACUUACCACCAAGGGUAGCAGUAUGGAAGCGCACAACGUCAUACCGAGCAGUACCGGGCCGCAGACAACAUCGCUUAAAAUUACUGCCGCACCAUUGAACGGGCUUAAUCUGAGCAGUUCAACGCUGGCCAUGGUGAACGGUACAAGUAUAAAUGGUACGAACGUUACGUUAAACGGUACGACCACAACUACCGCACCGUUGCCCGUUAUUGUCGGUGCAAAUGGUGCGACAAAUAUAGUUGGCAUUGCCCAUUCGCAACUGCUGGCCACAACGACUGCGGCGGGCUCACCGGCCAUCCAAACCAUCCCACUGAACCUAAACGUAACAUCCGGCGCUGUAAGCAAUGGGUUGGGUGGUAAUGGACCCACCUCGAUCGCUAUUACGACCGCGAACACGGUCGGUGGAGUUAGCGGAGCGCUGAGUCUGCCCAGCCAGGCACUCCAGUUGACCAGCAAUGGUGGCAACGGCAUCAGUAGCAAUGGCGUGAACAGUACGGCAGUCGUCGGCACGAUGGCAAGAUCGGUAUACAACACGUCGACCAUUGCACCGACGCUGCCGACGGCGGCUACGACGACCAUGGUGCACGUGCCAGCCGUAGGUAGCAAAGAACUGAUCAACGGUACGAUCGGCAAGAACGGUACCGUACGGACUGAUAAUAGUAAGCUUGAGAUUAUCGCAACACAAUCACAACCCACCAACCAUAGCGCGGCCGUCAAUGCUACGGCGGCCCUCGACCCACCGGGAACGAAGGUUAUCACGAUCAUGAAUGGUAACACGUUCGCUCUGGCGCCGUUGGAUAAGGACAGUAAGAUGGGCGUUGUUUACAGUCCCAUCUUGUUGCCGACAUCGCAAGGACUCCGCGUGAUACAGCAAGCUUCGAAUGGAUUGGCAACGAUCGAGCUUGCACCGCCGAAUGGCGGGAAUCGUCUGCAGCUGCAUUUAACUCACUAA
This is a messenger RNA of Anopheles marshallii, 4533 nucleotides long. RefSeq names its product mucin-5AC-like. The coding region runs from base 1 to 4533 and encodes 1510 amino acids. NCBI's taxonomy places the organism in Eukaryota, Metazoa, Arthropoda, Insecta, Diptera, Culicidae. The record is from RefSeq and is a predicted model, not a curated record. Gene Ontology annotation, molecular function: DNA-binding transcription factor activity, RNA polymerase II-specific; RNA polymerase II cis-regulatory region sequence-specific DNA binding; protein dimerization activity. Gene Ontology annotation, biological process: regulation of transcription by RNA polymerase II. The transcript is spliced from 8 exons.